UGGAAAUACAUUUACGGAAAGAUGCUUAACAAUAUGGAUUUGAACUCUCAAGAUUCUUUCUACUCUCAGUUCGACAACUGUAACAGUUCUGCUAUUGGGCUGGAAUCUCACGGCUCGAAAGACAGCCAGGAUGUUUUCAUGGAUUCUGGAAGAACAGCACCAGCUCAGUUUGCACACGGUGCGCUUAUUACCCCCAAAACGGAGCCCACAAGUACAGAUCAGUACAACUCUUGUCACGGUCCUAAAGAGAGAUACCCAACCUCCUUGGCGUACUCUGGCAGUUUCUAUGUAGAAACAUCUCAAGGAGCGCCCUGCAGCACGGAAACAUUGCUCAACAUGAUAACCGAAAUCGUUGGCAUCUCAACAACCCCCAUGUCGGAAGCCCAUCAGUGUACAAACGGCCAGAUGAAUACCAGCCAUUCCUCUGUUGACAGUGGCCGUAGCAGUUUUGGAGACGAGGGGGUCCAGAGACAGGCCUCCCCGCCGUUGUUUUCCCCAGGUCAGGCAGGCCACAACUACCCGGAGUCCCAGACCACCACCACACAGGCACAAGACUCUUCCGUAUCGAAUUUGAACUUUUGCUCCACUGCGCAAGCUUCCACCCAUGACGAGGAGCCGCUCUCGGAGUCUACAAUGUUCCCAGUGGCGAUCAAAAAUGAAUUCGAGAGCAGCUGUUACGAGUGGGGAGCAUUUAAUAAGUCUGAUAACUACUUGGAUGCUGGCUUUCAGUCAGAGGCAUUCACAAUGUCGAAUAAUUUCCCAACCGAUCAACAGGUGGACGUGAAAGAGCUUUUGGACUCAUAUUCUCCAAUUUGCUCAAAUCCAGAGAUUGAAUUCAAAGUGGAGAGCUCCCUUAAACAAGAGCAGUGCUUUGGAGAUGCAUGCGCGCAGGGUUUCAGUACUCACAUGUUUAACUAUUCUGCUCCAAUUAUGGAUAUCCCAUCCAAUAAUCUCUUGAAACCGACCAUAUUUCCAAAUAUUGAACUCCAGUCCAGUUGCGACUCAACCUUCUCGACCUCAACUAUAGACUCAGUUCUGUAUUCUUCUUUAUUGCCGGAGUCUUUCAGUCAAACUUACACAAGGGCUCAGAAACCUAAUCGGGUAAGAAAGAGCCCUGCCUCCUCCACCGGACCCGCCAAGGAGAAACCCUUCACAUGUCCCAUGGAGACCUGUGACCGACGCUUCUCUCGAUCGGAUGAGCUCAACAGACACAUCCGUAUCCACACUGGACACAAACCUUUCCAGUGCCGAAUCUGUUUGCGUAGCUUCAGCAGAAGUGACCAUCUGACCACACACACUCGCACGCACACGGGUGAGAAGCCUUUUUCUUGUGAUGUAUGCGGCAAACGCUUUGCAAGAAGCGACGAAAGGAAGCGGCACGGCCGCGUGCACCUCAAACAGAAAGAAAAGAUGGAGUUGAAGCCACAGGUAGUUAAUGCGUGGCCAUUCACUUUGCCCGAGGCCAUCUGA
Xyrauchen texanus (razorback sucker) is the source of this 1470-nucleotide messenger RNA. Its product is annotated as transcription factor Sp9-like. The transcript has 2 exons. Gene Ontology annotation, molecular function: DNA-binding transcription factor activity, RNA polymerase II-specific; RNA polymerase II cis-regulatory region sequence-specific DNA binding. The record is from RefSeq and is a predicted model, not a curated record. The coding region runs from base 22 to 1470 and encodes 482 amino acids. Gene Ontology annotation, biological process: regulation of transcription by RNA polymerase II. NCBI's taxonomy places the organism in Eukaryota, Metazoa, Chordata, Actinopteri, Cypriniformes, Catostomidae.